This is a messenger RNA of Acanthochromis polyacanthus (spiny chromis), 6853 nucleotides long. RefSeq names its product ATP-binding cassette, sub-family C (CFTR/MRP), member 5 (gene abcc5). The coding region runs from base 218 to 4381 and encodes 1387 amino acids. The record is from RefSeq and is a predicted model, not a curated record. Gene Ontology annotation, cellular component: membrane. Lineage: Eukaryota; Metazoa; Chordata; Actinopteri; Pomacentridae. Gene Ontology annotation, biological process: transmembrane transport. Gene Ontology annotation, molecular function: ATP binding; ATP hydrolysis activity; ABC-type transporter activity. The transcript is spliced from 30 exons.
CCGCGCCGCCGCUGGUCCUGCUGCUGCGCUGCUGCCUCAGUGUUUACGGAGAGCGGCGGACCUGAAGGAGGACAGGAAGGACCGAGGUGCGCUCGCGCUGCGGACACGGACGGACGGACAGGAGAGACAGCGCGAGGAGGACAGGUUCUCUGGAGGUUCUGAAGGUUUCGGCGUCAGUCGGGGUCAAAGGUCGCGGCUCCAUGUGGUCUGAUAGAAGAUGAAACAACAUGACUUUGGACAGAGCGAGUCUCUGCCGGGGUCAGAGGUCCACCUGCACCAGGGUGCGCUGGAUGAUUGUGGGGCCAGAUCAGUUGGUCGCCAUGGUGAAAAGCUGGAGGAGGGCGGAGCUAAAGACCAGAUUAAAGAUGGAGACAGCGAUGGGUGUGAUCACCCGGUCGACAGGGCGGGGCUUUUCUCCUUCAUGACGUUUCAUUGGCUGACUCCGCUGGCCUUGCAUGCUCGCAGGAAAGGGCAGUUCCUAUUGGACGACGUCUGGCCUGUGUCCCAGCGGGAGAGUUGCCACGACAACAGCCUGAGGCUCUGGUCUCUGUGGGACGAGGAGUUCAGGUUGAAGGGCAGCGAUGCAUCUUUGUGUUCAGUGGUUUGGUCUUUCUGCCGGACUCGUCUUCUCCUGUCCAUCCUCUGCCUCACCGUCACUCAGCUGGCUGGGUUCAGUGGGCCGGCGUUCGUGGUGAGGCGUCUUCUCGAGUACACCCAGCAGGAGGAGUCUGAUCUGGGCUACGGGUUGCUGCUGGUUCUGGGUCUCCUGACCACGGAGCUGAUCCGGUCCUGGUCUCUGGCUCUGACCUGGGCCCUGAACUACCGGACCGGAACCAGACUGAGGGGGGCCAUCCUGAGUCUGGCCUUCCACAAGAUCCUGAGGCUGCGCAGCGUCCGGGACAAGACCAUGGGACAGCUGGUGAACAUGUGCUCCAGUGACGGCCAGCGGAUGUUUGAGGCGGCAGCAGUGGGCAGUCUGUUAGCAGGAGGCCCCCUGGUGGCCGUCCUGGGUGUCGCAUACAACCUGUUCAUCCUGGGGCCAACGUCUCUGCUGGGAUCUGCCGUCUUCAUCCUCUUCUACCCCACGAUGAUGUUUAGCUCCAGACUGACGGCAUACUUCAGGAGGAAGGGCGUCGCAGUCACUGACAGACGAGUGCAGAAGAUGAACGAGAUCCUCAGCUACAUCAAGUUCAUCAAGAUGUACGCCUGGGUCAAAGCCUUCUCCCAGGACGUCCAGAGGAUCCGGGACGAGGAACGCCGGAUCCUGGAGCUCACGGGCUACUUCCAGAGCAUCACGGUGGGUGUGGCUCCCAUCGUCGUCGUCAUCGCUAGCGUGGCAACGUUCUCCGCUCACAUGUUGCUAGGAUACGACCUGACAGCUGCUCAGGCCUUCACCGUGGUAACAGUGUUUAACGCCAUGACCUUUGCCUUGAAGGUGACUCCGUUUUCUGUCAAGUCUCUGUCUGAGGCUUCAGUUGCCAUGGAAAGAUUCAAGAGUCUCUUCCUGUUGCCGGAGGUUGACGCUGUCCGAGCAUUGCCUGCUGAUCCGCAGGUUGCCGUGGAGAUGUGUGGCGCCAGUCUGGCGUGGGAGGGGGGCGGGCAGAGCGCCCAGCCAAGUCCAUGUGUCCGAGCAGCCAACAGACACCGACAGAGAGACAAGUGCAGAGACUCGACCGUGCUGCAGGAGGAGGACGAGGACGAGGAGCAGGAGGAGGCGACCGGCUCACUGCUGAGGGGGGGAGCAGGAGACUCUAGUCCAGAAGAGGAGACGUGUCCUCCACUGGUGUCUGUCCCCUCCGUCCCCCAGCGGCUCCAGAGCUCCCUUCACUGCAUCAAACUGAGCAUCCAGCAGGGGAAGCUGCUGGGUGUCUGUGGGAGUGUCGGCAGUGGAAAGACUUCCCUGAUCUCGGCCAUCUUGGGACAGAUGACGCUGCUGGAGGGCAGCGUGGCUGUCAGGGGACGACUAGCCUACGUGGCUCAACAGGCCUGGAUCCUGAACGCAACGCUGAGAGACAACAUCCUGUUUGGACACGAGUACCAGGAGGACAGGUAUCAGUCCGUCCUCAGCGCCUGCUGUCUGAGACCGGACAUCGCCCUGCUGCCCGGCGCUGACCUCACAGAGAUCGGAGAACGUGGCGCCAACCUGAGCGGUGGGCAGCGGCAGCGAAUCAGCUUGGCCCGAGCUCUGUACAGCGACCGGGACGUUUACAUUCUGGACGACCCGCUCAGCGCCCUCGACGCCCACGUGGCCAAUCACAUUUUCCGUAACGCCAUCAGGAAGCAGCUUCGCCACAAGACCGUCGUGUUCGUCACACAUCAGCUGCAGUACCUGGUGGACUGUGAUGAUGUCAUCCUGAUGAGGGAGGGCAGUAUUGUGGAGCAGGGUAACCAUGACAACCUGAUGAAGCUGAACGGAGACUACGCCGCCAUGUUUAACCACUUCCAGCUGGGAGACACUCCGUACAUAGAGGCUCCCAGCAGGAAGUCUGGAGGCUCUCAGAGGAAACCAGCAGACAGUAAACCUGGAUCAGUGAAGAAGAACAUGCCUGUCGUCAAGGAAAACGGGGAGGAGCAGCAGUGUGGGGGCGUGGUCUGGCCAGCGUUUCGACGCUAUGUGGCGGCAUGUGGUGGCUCCACAUCCUGCCUGCUUAUCCUGGCUCUGUUUGUUCUCAACGUGGGAAGCUCCGCCUUCUGCCAGUGGUGGCUCAGCUACUGGAUCAACCAGGGCAGCGGGAACACCACGGUAACCCAGGGCAACAGCUCCAUGGUGAGCGUCAGCAUGAAGGACAAUCCCAUGAUGCAACAGUACGCUGCCAUUUAUGCCUCCUCCAUGGGAGUCAUGCUGCUCUUCAAGCUCUUCAGAGGCAUCGCAUUCGUCAAGGGAACUCUGCGAGCCUCCUCCAAGCUGCAUGAUGAGCUCUUCCAUAAGAUCCUUCGCUGCCCCAUGAAGUUCUUCGACACAACACCCUCUGGACGGAUCCUCAACCGCUUCUCCAAGGACAUGGAUGAAGUCGACACUCGUCUGCCCUUCCAGGUAGAGAUGUUCAUCCAGAAUGUGAUCCUGGUCUUCUUCUGCCUGGGGGUCAUCAGCUGUGUGUUCCCGUGGUUCCUGGUGGCGGUGGGUCCUCUGGUUGUGCUCUUCACGGUGCUCCACAGCGUCUCCAGGGUCUUCAUCCGGGAGCUGAAACGGCUGGACAACGUGACGAUGUCGCCCUUCAUGUCCCACAUCACCUCCACCAUCCAGGGCCUGGCCACGCUGCAGGCCUAUGGCCGGAACCAGGACUUCCUCCACAGGUACCAGGUUCUGCUGGACCAGAACCAGGCUCCGUUCUACCUGUUUAACUGUGCGAUGCGCUGGUUGGCGGUCCGGCUGGACGUCAUCAGUGUGGCUCUGAUCAGCACCACCGCCCUGAUGAUGGUCCUGAUGCACGGCCAGAUCUCCCCCGCCUACGCUGGCCUCGCCAUCUCCUACGCCGUGCAGUUAACAGGGCUGUUCCAGUUCACGGUGCGUUUGGCUUCCGAGACUGAAGCUCGGUUCACCUCCGUGGAGAGAAUCCAUCAUGACAUCCAGUUUCUGUCCCAGGAGGCCCCGGCUCGUGUCCGAGGUCGGGCCCCUCCGGUGGACUGGCCCCAGCAGGGGGAGCUGGUGUUCAGGGAAGUGGAAAUGAGGUACCAGGAGAACCUUCCUCUGGUCCUGAACAAGAUAUCCUGCACCAUCCAGCCCAAGGAGAAGGUCGGCAUCGUGGGAAGGACCGGAUCAGGGAAGUCUUCUCUGGGCGUAGUCCUGUUCAGGCUGGUGGAGCAUUGUGGCGGCUCCAUCCUGAUCGAUGGGGUGGACAUCAGUGACAUCGGACUGGCCGAUCUCCGGAGCAAACUGUCCAUCAUCCCUCAGGACCCAGUGCUGUUCAGCGGGACAGUCAGGUCCAACCUGGAUCCCUUUAACCAGUACAGCGAGCAGCAGAUCUGGGACGCUCUGGACAGGAGUCACAUGAAGGAGUGUGUGUCCCAGCUGCCCCUGAAGUUGGAGUCGGAGGUGGUGGAGAACGGAGACAACUUCUCUGUGGGAGAAAGACAGCUGCUGUGUGUCGCCAGAGCUCUGCUGAGACAGUGCAAGGUGCUGAUCCUGGACGAAGCCACGGCAGCGAUGGACGCUGAGACGGACGCUCUGAUCCAGGAGACCAUCAGGAGCUCGUUCCAGGACUGCACCACGCUGACCAUCGCUCACCGCCUCCACACCGUCCUCGCCUCCGACCGCAUCAUGGUGCUCAACCAGGGACAGGUGGUGGAGUUUGACGUGCCGUCCAGGCUGCUGGCCAAUGAGAAUUCUCGGCUGUGCUCGAUGUUGGCCGCCAUAGAGAACAAGAUCUCAGUGCGAGGAUGAAGAUGAGGAGGAAGGCCGUCCCAGUGCUCCCAGUCCUCCCAGUAUGAGCUGAAGGUGCUGUGAGUCCCGUACUGUAAGACUCUGGAGCUCAGAGUCGGAUCGCUGACGUUUCUACUGUUGCUUUUUAUGCAACAUGUUUGUCUUUAAUCAUGUUUUCGUGGGUUUUUAUGACCUGAUUUCAAGCAGGUCUCAUUAUUGCUGUUGUUUUAUGACCUGGCGUCAUGUGAUUGGAUGCCAGGCUUCAGUUCGUGUAAAAAAAUAAUGUCUGAAACUGUUAAUUUAAUCUUCUCAACCUUUGGUCUUUUUCAGUAUUAUUAUUACGUAUGCUCGGUUUGAAAGCUUGACUCAGCUGUUGACACAAACAUGAUGUUCAAACUGUAGAUUAUUGAUUUAUUGAUUUUAACUGGACUGAUUAUGUGUCAGAAAUAAGCAAAUGUUUUCACAGUACAAGAGAAAGUUGAGAUGUCUGAGCUUUUCUUGCCUUUUUAUAUAUUUUUUUCUUUCUUUUUCUUUCGUUUUUGCCUUUUUCAGUCAGUGAUGGUGCUGCCCUCUACAGGACAAACAUCAAAGUUUCAUCUCAAAUAAUCACAUUUUUACAAUCAGUUCUUCUUGACCGUCUCUGAUUUAUUACAGCAUAAAAUUUAGGAUAUCUUCACUACCAUUCAGAAAUCUGGGGUCACUUAGAAAUGUCCUUAUUUUUUGAAAGAAAAACACGUUUUGUCAAUGAAGAUAACAUGAAAUGAAUCAUAAAUCCAGUGCAGACAUUGUUAAUGUGGUAAAUGACUGUUCUAGCUGGAAACAGCUGAUUUUUAAUGGAAUAUCUCCAUAGGGGUACAGAGGAACAUUUCCAGCAACCAUCACUCCUGUGUUCUAAUGCUACAUUGUGUUAGCUAAUGGUGCUGAAAGGCUAACUGGUGAUUAGAAAACCCUCGUGCAGUUAUGGACAAAAGUGUGAGUUUUCAUGCAAAACAUGAAAUUGUCUGGAUGACCCCAAACUUUUGAACGGUAGUGUGUAAAAGAUAAGUUAGAUAUUGUUCAGAAAAUACCACUAGCUGGCUUUGUUCCUUUUUGCACAUUUUAAGUCACCCACAAUCAGAGAUUAUUUCAUCAAAUUGUCCGAUAUUGGAGAUUCUGAAUGACUGACAUGAUGAGAAAUAACACUGAAAGUUUUGGGUUUUUAGAUGAAACAUUUCCUGAGAUGUUGUCGUUCAAACAACCUUAAGAUUUCAAAUAUUUGAUAUAAAAAUCAAACAUUUUAGAAAUACCACUUUAUGUUUAUGACAAUGAAGUUUUAAGCAAAUCAGAGCUGGUUAAGCAGAAGGAACCUGAUGAUUUGAGAUGGAAUAACCCAAAUGUAAAAUGUAAAAAAACACAUAUAAACAAAUAACGUAAACAUAUUUUCAACACCUAUAAUAUUACCUAUAUCACAGCAGACAUUUACAUCAGUAAUAACACAAACAUAAGUGACUGAAUUAAUGAGAACAUUUGCUUUAUUUAUGUGUUGUUUUCCAGUUAACCUGAUAAAACCUGAGUUAUAAUCUCCCGUCAGUGAAGCAGAUUUCAGGUUAAUGAUGCUCUCAGCUGUCAGACAAACAUGAAAUAGUUUGUAUAUUUAUAACUUUUAAGCUGCUAAUAAGUCUGAAAGUUGCAUUUUUUAUUAUACAAAUGUUAGUUUGGGUUCACCAGAUGCUGUUUUACAUCUAGACAAUAGGUGGUGCCAAAACAUGACAAAAACUACACAAUAAACAACAAAAACAUGACAUAAAAUCACGAAAACAAGACAUAAAAUGACAAAAACAGAAAUCACUAUGUAUUUAUAAUUUAUAAGCCUCUAAUGACUCCAAAAGCUGCAUUAUUUAUUAUUCAGAUGUUAGUGUGGGUUCAUUAGAUGCUGUUUUACAUGCAGACAGCAGGUGGCGCACAGCAACCCUGAGGUCCGUAAAUAUAGAUGUAAGAGUCGUUUCACUUUAAAAUAUAACCACAUAGACACUGGUUUUAGGUAAAUUCAAAGCUGCUAAUUAAACCUUUUCCCAUUUUUUCCGUUUAUAAAUGUACUAAAAUAUAUUAUCUACUGUAUUACAUUAUAGGUAUAAUAAACAAUAACUGAGUGGAACUCCAUUAACUGACAUUUAAGUGUUAAGUCGGAAACCUGUUUUGUUUUUGCAGUAGCAGUGGUCGGCCUGCAGGGGGCAGCACUGAGUCUCACCCUUACAGAGACACUUUAAUGUUGUGUUUUCUCCUGUUACAUGUUUCAGACUCACCUAUUUGACUUCCUGCCCAGGUGAGCGAGCAGCUGAUGGACAUUAAACUGCCAACGAGACGCGAACGUUUUAUUAUUUUGUGUAUUUUUUUUGGAUAAGUGAGCGAGCAGCUGUGAAACGUCUCUGUUUGUGUGUCUGCUGUAUAUUUUCUAACAGCCUUAUAGCAUGACGACUUCAUAAAUGCCAAUAAAACUAUUUUAGGACAAACACA